CGGGCGGAUGGAGAGCAGGGGGACAGCGCCAUUUUGCUUAUUUUGGUGAUUCUGUAGGAGGAGGGGUGGUGGAAAGCCACAUUGCGGCCGCCUGGAAGGGUUUGGUGUCCCCCACCCCUACCACCUGGUGGUCUGAGGUGCCAGGACAAUGUUCUACGCCCACUUCGUUCUCAGCAAGCGUGGGCCGUUGGCCAAAAUUUGGCUGGCGGCCCACUGGGAUAAGAAGCUGACCAAGGCCCAUGUGUUUGAAUGCAACCUUGAGAGCAGUGUAGAGAGCAUCAUUUCUCCCAAGGUGAAGAUGGCUUUACGGACAUCCGGUCACUUACUCCUUGGUGUAGUGAGAAUCUACCACAGAAAGGCUAAGUAUCUGCUGGCAGAUUGUAACGAGGCCUUCAUCAAGAUCAAGAUGGCGUUUCGACCAGGUGUUGUGGACUUACCGGAGGAGAACCGUGAAGCUGCCUACAACGCCAUCACCUUGCCAGAGGAGUUCCAUGACUUUGACCAGCUGCCAGACCUGGAUGACAUAGAUGUUGCGCAGCAGUUCAGUCUGAAUCAAAGUCGUGUGGAAGAGAUCACCAUGAGGGAGGAGGUUGGUAACCUCAACCUGCUUCAGGAGAAUGACUUUGCUGAUUUUGGGAUGGAUGACCGUGAGAUGAUGAGAGAAGCGAGCGCCUUUGAGGAUGACAUUAUCCAUGGAGCGUCUGCUUCCAACCUGCUCCUAGAGCCAGAGUCCAGCAGUGGGCAGAUAACUGACAAGUCCAACCACCUGGAGUUUGACCAGUACAAGGACGACUUUGGUGACAAUCCCAUGGAGAGCAGCGAAGGAGGCAUGCUGGUUGACAAGCUCCUGAGCAAUGAGGAUGGUGGUGGCAUCUUUGAUGACCCUCCAGCUAUCACAGAGAACGUGAUGAUGCCAGCGGGAGAACCCGGCGGUGAUGAUGAUGAUGACUAUGACAACAUGUCAGCCGGAGGCCCUGAUAGUCCCGACUCUGGACCAGUGGGGCAGCUGCCUGUCAUGACUGACCAGACGGAGCAGACCACACUGGUGCACAACGAAGAGGAGGCCUUCGCCCUGGAGCCCAUCGACAUCACAGUGAAGGAGACCAAGGCCAAGAGGAAGAGGAAGCUGAUCGUGGACAGCGUGAAGGAGCUGGACAGCAAGACCAUCCGGGCCCAGCUGAGCGACUACUCGGACAUCGUCACCACACUGGACCUGGCGCCCCCUACCAAGAAGCUGAUGAUGUGGAAAGAGACGGGUGGCGUGGAGAAGCUCUUCUCCCUCCCCGCACAGCCGCUGUGGAACGGCAGACUCCUCAAGAUGUUUACGCGAUGCCUCACCCCUCUGGUGCCGGAUGAGCUGAGAAAGAGGAGAAAAGGGGGCGAGGCCGACAGCCUGGACGAGUUCCUUAAGGAUCUGGAGAACCCAGAGGUUCCUCGGGAGGAAGCCAUGGGCCAGCAGAGGGACAUCAUUGACCAGACAAUCCUGGAAGAGCCUAGCGUGCUGCAGACAUCGGCCAUGGAGGGAAGCAGGACCCUGGACGAGUCCAUGAUGCCCCCUCCCUCCUCACAUCGGGGCCAGAAGCGCAAAGCCCAGGAGGUCCAGGAUAACAUGUCCAUCAUUGAUGAUGACCGGGCUUCCAUAGUGUCAACGCAGAUGCCUGUGCAACCUGUGGAGCUUCCCCCAGAGGAGACACCCAACCUCAGUCAGCUCAUCCCAGAGCUGGACCUGCUGGGUGAGAAGAGCAAGGACAAGAAGGAUGAUGACGAAGAGGAAGAGGAGGAGGAGGGUCAGGGUGGUGACCAGGAUCAGGAGGAGAGGCGGUGGAACAAGAGAACCCAGCAGAUGUUGCAUGGCCUUCAGAGGGUUUUGGCCAAAACUGGAGCCGAGUCCAUCAGCCUGUUGGAACUGUGCAGGAACAACAACAAGAAGCAGGCUGCCGCCAAGUUUUACAGCUUCCUGGUUCUGAAGAAACAGCAGGCCGUGGAGCUUUCGCAGGCCGAGCCCUACAGCGACAUCAUUGCCACGCCUGGUCCGCGAUUUCAUAUCGUCUAGCCGUCUUGUCCACACCCAUCCUCCUAAGUCCACUCCUGCUUGUUGGGGUUUGAUUCUCUCUAUGGUGAACUGUUGUUACUGUUCAGAAUGUUUUAUUUCUGUUGGUUUAUGAAGUGCCCGUUGUCCAUGUGCUUUGUUUUUAAAGCUUGGAGUUCAGAAGUCUUAUGUUUUCAGUCUGAAUGCAGGAUUGGACAUUUUUUAUUAUGAUAAAAAAAAUGUUUUAAAAGAAGUUUUUACUCAAAUAGUGUUUACAAUAAGCAUGCAGUAUUAGCCCUGGAUUUUUAAACUCAUCUUUAAGAAAAAUAGGUACAUUUUUCUUUGCUCACCAGCAUUUGUCUUACAGGCUGACUUAUGGCUUAAAUUCCACAGGAAUUGCAUACCGUAAAAUUAGCAUGGGCAAAAUGCUUUAGAUUGUGUUUAUGCUCAGCCUUGGACUUUUCAAACUUUUAAAACCACUGAUUGUUGGAGAUUAUAUCUUCAUGUUGCAUGUGACAUGACAAAAAGUAUUGUUUUUUAAUGACUACUACACCAUAGUAGUAUUACAUGGACGGCUGUCACGUCUAUUGGUUUAAUUUAAUAAUGCACAGUAUAAGCUAGUUGUGUUGUCUCCAGACUUACAAUAAUGUCAUACUGGCACGAUAAUGUCCGUGUGCAUCAAUCCCCCUUUGCAUUUGUUUGUUAUUGUUAUUUAUUACACCUGUAAGUUAUUUACUUAAAACUUUUGUGGCCUGACAAGUAGAGCCAGAUAUACAGAUACAGCGCAAAAUCAAUAGCGUACAUAGAGUGCAUGGGAUGACUAAUAUCUGUCGCCUUUAUAUUGUCCUUGCAUUGUUACCGAAACCUUUCUCAACAGAAAAAAACACUACACAUUGCACCUUCUACCUAAUGCACUGGAGGUUUAUUCAGUGCUGCAUGUCACUUUGCAGAAUGUUGGUAGCAUUCACAAAGUUAAUUACUUAUUACUUAUUACUGUUAUUAUUGUGGCCGGCAAAGCACAACUAUGGAUCUACAAAACAGCAGUCGUAUAAGUAUAUAUACUCUUUUGAUCCCCUGAGGGAAAUUUGGUCUCUGCAUUUAUCCCAAUCCAGUGAAUUAGUGAAACUCACACAGCACACAGUGAACACACAGUGAGGUGAAGCACACAAA
This is a messenger RNA of Alosa sapidissima (American shad), 3199 nucleotides long. It is a transcript of the gene rad21b, whose product is annotated as RAD21 cohesin complex component b. Gene Ontology annotation, molecular function: chromatin binding; protein binding. The transcript has 14 exons. Bases 149 to 2053 code for a protein of 634 amino acids. Gene Ontology annotation, biological process: replication-born double-strand break repair via sister chromatid exchange; mitotic sister chromatid cohesion; synaptonemal complex assembly. Gene Ontology annotation, cellular component: cohesin complex; synaptonemal complex. Lineage: Eukaryota; Metazoa; Chordata; Actinopteri; Clupeiformes; Clupeidae. The record is from RefSeq and is a predicted model, not a curated record.